GUGACGUAUCCCUGUUUACAUUUUUUUUAGCAUCAUUCUUUAUUUCUUUCUUCAUCCACCUUCCUUCCUCUUCCCCUCCCCUCUCUGCCCCCUUUUUUUCCCUACUUCCCUCUCCCCCUUUGCUCACUGCUGUCCUCUUAUUUCACUUCCACUUCGUCUAUUACAUCUAUUCCUUUAAACAAUGUCAAGCUAUUACGGUGGUGGAUCUUCCUACAGCGGUGCCGGUGCUGGCCACUCCGCUUCUCGCUACGGUAGCUCCAGUCAUGGCAGCUCAAGCUACGGCAGCUCCAGUCAUGAGCGAGGUAACGACCGCUCCUACGAUGACAACAGCAGGCGCGACCGCAAGCCAUACGACUCGGACAGCCGCGGAGCCUAUGGUGGUAGCGGUGGAUACAGCGGUAACAGUUAUGGUGGUAGCAGCGGUUACGGAAGUAGUAGUUUUGGUGGUGGCGGUGGCGGUGGCGGGGACCGAAUGAGCAACCUUGGUAAUACCCUGGCUAAACCCCAGUAUGAUCUGAACACCCUUCCAAAGUUCGAAAAGAACUUUUACCAGGAAGACCCUAUCGUCACAGCCAGAAGCCAGGCCGAAGUCGAUGCCUUCCGCGCCAAGCACGAGAUGACUCUCUAUGGACCCAACAUUCCCAAGCCGAUCGAGACCUUUGAGGAGGCUGGUUUUCCUCCAUAUGUGUUGAAAGAGGUUAUGGAGAUGGGCUUUAAGGCGCCCACCGCUAUUCAGGCCCAGGGAUGGCCCAUGGCCCUUUCUGGACGUGAUGUCGUUGGUAUCGCCGAGACUGGUUCGGGCAAGACCCUGGCUUACUGCUUGCCCUCGAUCGUUCAUAUCAAUGCACAGCCCUACCUGGAGCCCGGUGAUGGACCCAUUGUUCUCAUCCUGGCCCCUACUCGUGAAUUGGCAGUCCAAAUUCAGCAGGAGUGCACGAAGUUCGGAAGUUCGUCGCGCAUCAAGAACACUUGCGUCUAUGGUGGUGUUCCCCGUGGUCCUCAGAUUCGUGAUCUGUCUCGCGGUGUGGAAAUUUGCAUUGCCACCCCUGGACGUUUGAUCGACAUGCUGGAGUCGCGCAAGACGAACCUCCGCCGUGUGACCUACUUGGUGUUGGAUGAGGCUGACCGUAUGCUGGAUAUGGGUUUUGAACCCCAGAUUCGCAAGAUUGUUGACCAGAUUCGUCCCGAUCGUCAGACGCUCAUGUGGAGCGCCACAUGGCCUAAGGAUGUCCAAAGGCUUGCCCAGGACUACUUGAAGGACUAUAUUCAGGUCAACGUCGGAUCUCUCAGCCUGUCUGCGUCUCACAACAUCUCGCAGGCUGUCGAGGUCUGUGCCGAGCACGAGAAGCGCGGAAAGCUCAUCAAGCAUCUCGAGCGUAUUAUGGACGAACGUGAGCACAAGACCCUGAUUUUCACUGGAACGAAGCGCACUGCCGAUGAUAUCACCAAGUAUCUCCGUCAGGACGGCUGGCCAGCCCUUGCUAUUCAUGGUGACAAGGCCCAGAACGAGCGUGAUUGGGUAUUGAACGAGUUCAAAACUGGGAAGUCCCCUAUCAUGGUUGCCACAGACGUUGCCUCCCGUGGUAUCGGUAAGUUUACCUUGUUUUUGAUUUCUUGCAGAUGCUACAACAAUUUGCCGCUAUCACCACCACGGUUAUCACCGAUUUCGCCAUUGUUCGCUCCCUACCAUCGGAACGCCUUUAUUUCAACGUGGACACACCAUAGAAUAUGGAAAUGAUUAUCAGGACUGGGAGCUGAGCACAUCUGCAUUUGCAAUUCGGCGUCACACACUCAAAGGAUCCCUAUUGCCAAUGUUCUCGCCCACAUAACA
Gamsiella multidivaricata is the source of this 1831-nucleotide messenger RNA. Its product is annotated as P-loop containing nucleoside triphosphate hydrolase protein. The transcript is spliced from 2 exons. The record is from RefSeq and is a predicted model, not a curated record. The coding region runs from base 182 to 1738 and encodes 518 amino acids. NCBI's taxonomy places the organism in Eukaryota, Fungi, Mortierellomycota, Mortierellomycetes, Mortierellales, Mortierellaceae. Gene Ontology annotation, biological process: rRNA processing. Gene Ontology annotation, cellular component: ribonucleoprotein complex; cytoplasm; nucleus. Gene Ontology annotation, molecular function: RNA helicase activity; RNA binding; ATP binding.